AUGCGCCACUGCGGGGCGGCCCUGGCGCACCCGCGGGCCGCCGCGGGCCCCACCCCGCUCCCGGCGAUCCGGUCUGCCGCCCCCCCGGCGCCGGCGCAGCGCUGCGGCGGCCUCCUCCGGGAGGGCGGGCGCCGCCCAGCGGACGCGGAGCUGCUCGCGGCCGGCGCCGGGCUCGCCCUCGGCGCUGGCCUCUGCCAGCGGGCGAGGCCGGCGGCGCGCGCGCGGCUCGGGCGGGCGCGGGCAGCGGCGCAGGCAGCUGGCGCCCCGCGCAGGCUGGAGAUGCGCGGGGACGCGUUCUGGCUCGACGGGCAGCGCCACCGCAUCCUAUCGGGGUCCGUGAGCUACUUCCGGAUGGUGCCAGAGCAGUGGAGAGACCGCCUGGAGAAGCUGGAGGCGCUGGGAUGCAACGCGGUGGAGCUCUACGUGCCGUGGAACCUGCACGAGCCGAAGCCUGGGGAGUUUCGCUUCGAUGGCCGCCGCGACCUGCCGGCCUUCUUGGCCCUCUGCGGGGAGCUGGGCCUCGAUGUGCUGCUGCGUCCUGGCCCGUACAUCUGCGCCGAGUGGGACCUCGGCGGCCUGCCCUGGUGGCUCCUGGACCGGCAGGAUCCCGUGCCACUCCGAAGCUCCGAUCCAGACUACUUGGCACGGGUGGAGUCCUGGUGGGGAACCCUUCUGCCCCUCGUGAAGCCCUUCCUGGCGGGCAGCGGCGGGCCCGUGAUCGCUGUGCAGAUCGAGAACGAGUUCGGUUAUUGGGGCAGUGACGGGGGCUACCUGGAGCGCCUCCGCGACCUGUUGCGGAGCGCCUUCGCCCCAGAGUGCCCGCUGCUCUUCACGAGCGACGGCACAUUCUUUCCAGACCUGCAGGAGAACGGCGGGGUAGAAGGGGCCCUGCGGACCGCCAACUUCGGCUCGGACGCCGAGCAGCGCCUGGGGCAACUGCGCCAGGCCCUGCCCGAGGGCCCACUGGUCAAUAUGGAAUUUUGGGUUGGCUGGUUCGACGCGUGGGGCGCGCUGGCGGGGAAGAGCUACCGCGCCGCGGAGGACGUGGCGCGCACGCUGCAGGCCACCUUGGACCAGGGCGCAUCGGUCAACUUCUUCGUCUUUCACGGUGGCACUUCCUUUGGCUUGUGCGGCGCAGGCGCCAACAUCAACGAGGCGGGCCAGUACUCGCCGCAGGUUACCUCCUACGACUACGGGGGUCUUCUCGACGAGGCCGGUGAGGUGACGGACAAGUAUUUGCGCUGCAGAGAGGUGCUCGCUGGCUUCUUGGGCAAGCCUCAGCUGCUCCAGCGCAGCUUCCCCCGCGCUCCGAGACUGCCGAAAUCCCCGCCGCUCGAGCUCGAGGCCUCGAUGGACCUGUCUGCGGCCCUGCCGGCACUCUCGCGGCGGCUGCCGGCGACCCUGUCCGCAGUGCCGCUGCCGGCGGAGCGCAUCGGCUGCGGGCACGGCUGCGUCCUGUACCGCGGCCAGCUGUCGCCCGGCCCCGGCCCACUGCGCCUCGGCCCAGACGCGGUGCGCGACUUCGCCAGCGUGAUGGUGGACGGGCGCGUGCAGGGCACAGUCUACCGCAACGACGGCGCCGACGCUCGCGAGUUCGCCGUGCCGGAGCGGGGCGGCAGCCUUGACAUCCUCGUCGAGAUCAUGAACCGCAUCAACUUUGGCCCAGGCAUGGUGUCGGAGCGCAAGGGCCUGGUGGGCCCCAGCAGCGUGGCUCGGGGCGGGAGCUUCUCGGGGCCCCUGCGGGCGGUGCUCGGCUGGGAGUGCAUCCCGCUGCCGAUGGACGAGGAGGACCUGGCCGGGCUCCCCUGGGGCCAGCACGGCGGCUCGCGCGCGCGCCGCGGCCCCUGGGCGCGCGGCCCGCGCUUCUUCCGCUACUCGCUCGAGGUGCAGUCUCCUGCCGACGGCUUCCUGCGGCUGGAGGGCUUCCGGAAGGUCAGCGAUCCGCAGACUGCGCGUCAGCCUCGCGCGUGCCUGCCCGCGCUUCUCCGCCGGCGGCACGCUCAGCUCGUGCCGGCCCCGCCCGCGUCGUAUUGGAGGGCGUCGGGGGACAGGCACACGUCGGCGCUGGCACGCGGUCUCGGGAUCAUCGGGAAGGGAUUCGUCUGCGUCAACGGCUUCAACCUCGGGCGCUACUGGGACGUUGGCCCGCAGAGGUCGCUCUACCUGCCAGGCCCCCUGCUGCGCCGUGGGCGCAACGAGGUCGUCGUCUUCGACGUCGACCACGCGGGCGGCGGGACCCCGCCCGAGCUCCGAAUCGUGGCGGAGGCGGUGUGGACGGCGGGGGCCCUGCCGAGCGGGGCCAGGGAGGCCCUCACCGACGCGGCCGCGGGCAUCGCCUGCCUGGCCUCGGGACUCCGAAGGAGCGUCGCCGUCGGCCCGCUGGAGGGCCGACCGUUCCUCGGAGGCGCCUCGAGAUCCCUGGAGCUCCCAUCCAAUUCGGCCGGCAAGAGGGCGGACCAGGACGAAGACUCGCUGUUGACCUCGGACUCCCUCUUCACCAACACCGACAAGGCUGGGGCGCUGUUUCCCAGCCUCGGGCACGGCGGCCUCAGGUCCGCCGCAGAGCCGAAAAGUCUUGCAGCGGCCCACGGGGCGUCCGUCGCUUCGCUCGGGGUGGGUGCGGCUGGUCCCAUGGCGGCGGUGAGGAUGUUCGGGGGCAUCGAGUGCACCGAGGACGAGCCCGACGACGACUUUCGCCCCGGCGUUGUCGACCCCGCGGCGGCCGAUGAGAGCGGUGGCCGGCUGGAGGUCGCGGAGGCCGCCGCCCAGCAGCAGGCGGCGGAGCCGGCGGCGCAGCCGCCCGAGGGCGGCGCGGCGGCGGCCGGCGGGGAGCCCGGAGCGGCGGGCGCCGAGGCCGAGGCCGCUCGUGCGCCGCCGGGGCAGGGCGGCGAGGGCGACGGCGAAGGGGAGCCCAGCCAGGCGGAGCGGCCGCGCCAGCUGGAGGGCACGGCGGCGCCGACGGCCGCGGGCGGCCGCCGCGUGCUCGCCUGGAACGACCAGGGGCAGGUCGUCGUCCACGCGGAGCAGAACCGAGUCGAGGUGCGCCGAGAGGGCCGCGGCGAGCCCCAGCGCUUCCCGCCGUUCGAGGGCCUGGAGAUGGCGGCCGUCUCCGCGGGGUGCUGCUGCCUGGGCGCCGGCGCCGGCAGCGCGGCUCCUCGGCUGGUGCUUCGGCCCGCCGAGGCGUGGGAGAAGGAGUCCUUCGCCGUCCCGCUGGGCGGCCCGGACGAGGCCCCCGAGGCGGUCGCGUGCGGGGAGGACUUCGCGGCGGCGCUCACGUCCAAGCGGCUGCUCCGCGUCUACUCGGCCAACGGCCUGCCCAUGGGCCUUGCCUCCGUGCCGGGGCGGGCGGUGGGUCUGGCAGCACGCGGCCAGGAGUGCGCGCUUUGGUGUUCUCCCUGCCCGCCGGGAGCGGCCUCGCCCCUGGCGCGCCCUGCGAGGAGGACGAGGCCCUGGACUUCCGGCUCAUCGACGUCCGCGGCCUUGCGCAGCGCGCGGUCGGGAGGGUGCCGCUGA
Molecule: messenger RNA, 3513 nt
Organism: Prorocentrum cordatum
Lineage: Eukaryota; Dinophyceae; Prorocentrales; Prorocentraceae
Source: the annotation of a GenBank genome assembly